Aspergillus mulundensis is the source of this 579-nucleotide messenger RNA. RefSeq lists its product as uncharacterized. The coding region runs from base 1 to 579 and encodes 192 amino acids. Gene Ontology annotation, molecular function: oxidoreductase activity. Lineage: Eukaryota; Fungi; Ascomycota; Eurotiomycetes; Eurotiales; Aspergillaceae. The transcript has a single exon. The record is from RefSeq and is a predicted model, not a curated record.
AUGCCUCGACGACCACCAGCCUCACCACCAUCACCCCCUCCCCCCCCAGCAGCCGCCGCAAAAGCAUCCUCAACCCUCCCACCCCCCUUCAUAACAAUCAUAAUCCUCACAACCCGCAAACCCUCCAUCUCCCCCUCCACAUUCCGCUCCUCCUACGACUCCUUCGUCGACCUCCUAAAGACCCUACUCGGCGACACCUUCCCCCUCUCCCACCGGCGCUCCUUCAUCGCGCACCCCGAAUCCCGCCCCGGGGUGGCAAUGCCACCCCCCUGGCUGGCCCCUCCCCUCCGCGACCCCUCCCGCCCGACGCAGCAAGACGUCGCGGCAAUGGAAACCGGCUUCGACUGCGUCGCGGAAAUGACGUUCGCCGACAUGGCGGCGUAUGAGCGGUUCUCGGCGCGGAACCAGGAGCCCGAGGUUGUGGGGCGGCUGGCGGAUGUGGUCGAGGGGUUUUUGGAUCGCGCUAAGGUGAUGAUGGCGUUUGUGGGGGAUGUGGAGGAGACGCAUGCGGAGAGGAGGGGGAGUUGUCCGUGGGAGCACGAGGGGAGGGAGGGGGAGGAAAGGGAGAAGGAGGGUUGA